Molecule: messenger RNA, 9042 nt
Organism: Pocillopora meandrina
Lineage: Eukaryota; Metazoa; Cnidaria; Anthozoa; Scleractinia; Pocilloporidae
Source: the annotation of a GenBank genome assembly
AUGAAGCUGGUCAUAUGUAAUUCAGAACUGAAAAGAGAAGGGCAAGAAUUGUUGGAACGCAACGGAGUGGAAAACAACAACAAACAAGAAGCUCAGCCUGAAGUUGAUAAUCAUGAAGAUGUCUUGGAAAAUGAUUAUGAUAGAGAAUUCUGGAUUAAAGUAGGCAUGACUGAAUGUUAAAAACAUAUAUUCUAAUAGGUCUCGAUAACGAGUUGAAUCUUGCGGCAAUCGUAAACAGUAUUAAUCUUUAGCGUAAGGUUUAACGAGUUAAAACUGAAUUUUGUGCAAAAAGGAAAUUUUAAUCAUCAAGCUACGUAUAUCCAAAAUAAGUGCUUCCUAAUUCGUUAUGUCUCUCUCAAGGAAGCCUUAAAAUAUAUUUCAUCAUUCUAGAACUCACGAUACAGAGCUAUACAGGGCAUGAUGUAUGACAUACAACACGAAGCUGCCCUUGAGCAUUUUUAACAGCAUGUACUCUUGCAGGUUCGUUCAAAGCAGAGCAAUGGACUUUCAUGGAGUAGAGCUAUGGAUGAAGUUACUGUUGAAAGACUGAUCCAGAAGUACAAAGAUAACGGGGAACUGGAUGAUGAGGAUCCAGCCCUUUUGAUGUUAAAACAGUGGCCAGCAUCUAAGCAGUACAUAGAUAAUCCUGAAAAACUUCCAGGCCUUGAACAGAAGGUAUAUGUAAAUCAUGAUUGGAUCAAAUGUUAAUGAUUAACAGUGUGCAUGGUGUAGUGUCGCAAAGUCUUUAAUUGUAACGGAACAGACUCCAAUAUACAAGAAGAGUUUUUACACCGAAAUUAGUCCGAUCCAACGUAUCCAAAACGUCCGUCGGCUUAGCAGCCAAGCCUGCAAUAUGCGUGGAUACCCGGAUAUAACAUCCCAUCCUAACCUAUUUAAAGUUCAAAGUCCAUUCUAACAACGCAACUUAACAUAGAAGAACUAAAACAAUGUUCUAGUCAUAAACAAAGUCAAGAUCUCUCUUUGGCUUUGAUGUUCGAGUUGAACGUCUCAAUUCCAUUGCUGAGUCGGGAGGACCACUAUCUGCGGGAUUCCUAUCAUCCGAGACUGUAGAUCCGAGUUGAUCCAAAGGAGGCAUCGCUGCCCCAGCGAACUCUUCCGACUCCAAGCAGCCGUUGUCAUUGUCAUCCUUAACUGGUAGCUCCAUGCGUGGAACUCUACUAAGAAACUUCACAUUACGAGUGAGAUGUUGUCCAGUCUCAGCAUUGACAAGUUCAAAAGUAUCUGGUCCUUUGCUACGAACAAUGACAUACUUCUGAUGACCAAACGUGGGAAUCAAUUUUCCAGAUUUUGUAUUUGCUACAAAUACAAUAUCCCCAGGUACUAGGUUAUGUUGUUGUGCAUGUCGCUUGGCAUCAGUAUACUCACAUAACUUCCUCUGGUAUUCCUUGUACCUCUCUUCAGGGUUGUUCUGAUCCAUUUCUGGUACUGUUGGCAACUUUGUUGUUAUCUCUCUGUUGAGAAACAGUUUAGCCGGGGUCAUGUUAGUCCCGGCAUGUGGAGUGGAUCUGUAAACUUGCAGGAUUGUGGGCAGAACCUCUGUCCAGGAUAGACCAUCUAACUCUGCUGCUCUGAUACUGUGCUUUAGGUACCUAUGAAAUCUUUCGACCUGCCCAUUUGCUUGUGGAAAAUAGGGUGAUACUCUUCUGUGCUGUAUUCCAUUUGCCUUCAUGAAGUCUUGGAAUUCCUCAGCUACGAACUGACGUCCAUUGUCCGUGAUCAGAACUUUUGGAUUUCCAAAUCGUGCAAAUAUAUCUGCAAGUGCAGUGACUAUACUCUCACUUGUAAUACGCUUAAGAACAAUAGCCUCGGGCCACUUGCUUCUGUAAUCAACAACAGUCAUGAUGUAGAUCUCUCCAGGAAAUGGACCCACCAGGUCAAGGGCACACUUCUCCCAGCAGUAAUCGGGAAGAGGAGUUGCUGUAUUAGGUGUGUCUCGUCGUAGUGGCUGAAGGCGCACACAAGUCUCGCAAUUUCGGCAGUAGUCUUCAACAUCAGAGUCCAUCCCCGGCCAGAACAGAAUUCUACGAAGGCGUUGCUUGCAACGCACAAUACCUUGAUGAGCCUCAUGUGCCAAGGUCAAUGCCUUUUUCUCAACUUCUCAGGAACAUAAAUUCGUCGACCUCGCCACAGUAGGCCCUGUGCAAAGCUCAGUUCAUCUUUAAAAUGUUUCCAUUUAUUAUUUACCAGGUUCUGGGUUCCAUCAAGUACCUUCACCACCUCUAGUAAUUCAGGGUCAGACUCUCCAGCCUCUUUUAUUUCAUCAAUUGAGAGCAAAGCAUCAGCACUUUUGACAAAGUGUACAUGCUCCUCAACAAAACUUGUUUCUGUAACAGUAGCGUUCAAAGGUAAUCUUGACAGUCCAUCUGCAAUGUUCUCAGAUCCAGGUUCAUAAGUGAGUGUGAAGUCAUACUCCUGAUAGAUCUUCUCCCUCGCCUUGGUUGGGCUCUCCCUUACUGCAUGGAUUUUUACAAGGUUGAGGGUGGACAGGGCGCUUCUUCCCAACAGGGGGGGACCUUCCACAUCGAUCACAUACACUGGCUCCAUUACUUCCAUCUUAUUGCAUCUCAGUUUAGCAUCAAAUACUCCUAAACACUUGAGGUCUCCUCCACCAAAAGCUGAGAACUUGACAUUGGUUGGGUUAAGAGGAAUGUUCAGGUUGUUUCUAAACCACUGUUUCGGGAUCAAGGUUUUAGCACAGCCAGUGUCAAUCAUCAUUUGAACAAGUUUACCAUUGAUUUCGACAUCAGUUUCAACACCCAGCCCCUCAUUAUUAGUAGUAUACAAAACAUAUUCAGGGUUAGACUUAUCUGACUGAUGCUGGACUGGCUGGACAAACUUUACAUCUUCUUUAUUCUCUGAUUCUCUUGAUCUGCAAUAUUUCCAAAAGUGACCAGUCUUCUUACAUUUUAUGCACUGUGCAUUCCUAGCUUUGCACCUUUCGUUAUUAGCAAGAUGAUCCGUUUUUCCACAGCGAAAGCAGGCUUUUUUUUUUUCGCUUUAUUUACUGAAAAUCUUACCGCAUUAACAUCAGAUUUUCCAGGAACGUUUUGGGCCCCGUGACCCCCAAGUAGCUGUGUAUCCUUCUUUGCAGAUUCAAUUGCUCUCCCGAGCGUCUGGGCUUUUUCCAGUGUAAGAGUCUCUCCUUGUUGUAGUAGCUUUUCUCGUAGAUAUCCGUCAGAACACUUCUCUAUAACUUGACCAAGAAUAUUAUCAUCAUUUGCUUCCCCGAAGUCGCAUGUUAAACUCAGCAUACGUAACUCUGCAAUGAAGGUAUCAAGUGAUUCAUGUUGAAGUUGAGCACGUUUUCGAAACUUGUGCCUCUCUGCCCACUUGUUUCUCUUCGGCUGAAAAUGUGCACUCAACGCUUGUUUAACUUCCUCAAAUUUCUUGUUCUCUCCCGGCAAACCUGAGAGCAAACGCUGGACUCCCGUCCCCGCAAGAUGUAGAAGAGUAGCUUUUUGAACGUCGUCGCUUUCCUUAUCUAAUUUCGUAGCAAUUCGGUAGUUGUCGAAAGCAUCGAGCCAAAACUUCCACUCAUCCGCCAAGUUUGUCGCCUCUAAAUUAACUGGUGACAACGAAAACCUUUCAAAACUCAUCUUGGCGUGUUAUCCGAUUGUCUUUUAUCCUCGUCGCCAAUUUGUAGUGUCGCAAAGUCUUUAAUUGUAACGGAACAGACUCCAAUAUACAAGAAGAGUUUUUACACCGAAAUUAGUCCGAUCCAACGUAUCCAAAACGUCCGUCGGCUUAGCAGCCAAGCCUGCAAUAUGCGUGGAUACCCGGAUAUAACACAUGGAAUGCUACUGCCGGGGAACAAAAUGACAGUGAAAUCUGAGAAAAUUAGGCUUACUGUGCAUAGAUAAAUAUCAGAAAGCAACUUUUUGCAUGGGUGGUUAAAGGUCAAUACAGCAAGUGAAUAAUGAGGGGAAAAAAGUUUCCAAUAGACUUUCAAUCCUAAAAAGGAGAUGAUAAGUUGCAUUAUUUGACAUGAAUGGCUGCGCACACUUUUAUUGUAAAACAUUUAGUAGAAAUCCCAGGUUAAAGGCCUAAUGUGACAGCUGAGCAGGCCUGAAAAUCAGUAUGAUCCAAGUGAGCUACAAACUAGAUGAAGAAGGAAAGAAAAGAAAGAGCAAAGGUCUUAUGAUAAUUUUUUUUUUUUUUUUAGUGAGCAAGCUAGAUUAACAUUGGCCAAAUGGGAAAAUAUUUAGUUCUCAGACAUGAGACAGGGACCUGUUUGUUGCACUCCGUCCAUGCACCAUGACCUUAAGCUAAAGGUUUCCUGUCUGGCCCUCCCACUCAGUCAAGAAGUAUAUAUCACCAGUGUAGUUGAAUUACAUAGUAUAAUGUGGACAUGUCUUCUUGCAGAUAAAUCAGCUUUUGGAGAUAAUAUUGCAAAGUGAAAUUAACUCUUGCAAUAAAUACCAGACAUUCAGAGAUGAGGAAGACAAAACAAGAAAAACAUUACUACAUUAUGCUGCAGAACUUGGAUUUUUAAAUGUCAGCAAAACACUUGUAAAUAAAUGUCCAGUGUUACUAACCUUGAAGACAGAGUAUGCAAAGGAUAAAAGGUCUAUGUUACCUGUUGAGUUGGCUUUAGUAGCAGAAAAAGAUGAGGUAGCUGCCUUUUUGAUCAGAAUAAUGUGGCACGAAAGGUACAAUGCUCACUAAAAAGGUUGACACUUUUAAGCACCCAGCUCUCCCUGCUUAGUUGCUCACCUUGAAAAGUCCAAUAUAAAAGCCUCAUUUAUUUCAAUCCCUCAAAGGAAGCUUUGGGUCAUGUCUUUAGUAGUUUUGUAGUUUUGUAGUUUUGUUUUUUGUGGUUUUAUUUUUUAAACCAGUUUUCCUUGAGGAGAUCUAAAUUAUUUUAGAUGGUGAAAAUUGGAAUAACGGGUUUUCUUUGGCUCAUAUGACGUGAAAUUUCCAUUUAUGAAUAUGUUAUCUUUGCUGCCAUCAGAGUCCAUCAAAUAUUUUUUUUGAGACCGUCUGAUGUGACAAAUCCUCAGCCAUCUUUCUUCAAUUUCAAGUCCAUUAUUGGUAAUCCUAAAAUGAAGGUGAGUGUUUUCAGUUUUUGUUUUUCAAAUGUAAGAUGCAUCACUGAUCUGUUUUCACCAAGAUAUUGAACAAAUUAUUUCAACACGUGUAAACAGAUCUUAUACUGUUAGUUUGUAAUCUUAAAUGCCUCUAGCUUAUGCUUUUAGCCAUGCAGAUUGUCCAAGAAUGUCACAAUGUAUCACAUCAUGUUUUAUUGUACAUCUAAUGUAAACUUGCAUAAGGAAAUUUAUUGCUGACAUCUGCAUGUGUAUGAUUUCCACAGAAAACAGUAGUAGCAGUACUAGACCAGAUGAUCAAUCCUCACUGGCCACACCUUCCAAAACACAAGGAUAGCUAUGAAAAUGAAAAAGAAAAGGAGGUAGUAGAGGGUGCCUGGCGCACAAUCACAGAUGAUCCUUUGGACUAUCAUUUUUAUUAUCAUAUUUUGGAUGGCGACGAGGGAGGACGGCCCCCGAAAGUCUUGAUGCUAGGAGGACAUGGACAGACAGAAAACAAAUAUUUCAACUGGAGAGACAAGUCUUGUUUGCAUGUCAUUGCAAAGAACAGGAAUAUGGUAAGCUUGAGGUGUUUAAAAAAAGUAAUUAUUCUGUGUGUGGUUAUCCUGUGUUUGGAGAAACACAUGCAAGAGUUAUCCAAAAUAUGUGAUUCUCUAGCUUGAUAUUUUAAGGGGUUGGAGCAAAACUCUCAGAUUUUUUGGCUCAUUUUCUGAGAUACUUGCUUUUACUUAUGUUUACCAGCUCAACUAGUUUAAAUGUUUUGAUUUCGUACAGGCAACACAAUUUUUUGCUGUUCUAGUUGUAGGAAACUUAUAUUCUUGCUUAGACAUUUCCUCUUUGGUUUCAUGAUUUUCCAGGAGGCUCUUCAACAUCCUGUGGUCAGAAUGUUGGUUAAAGCAAAAUGGAAAAGUUAUGGACACUUCUUUCUCAGGUGCAUGUAAACUCAGAGGAAAAAAAUUGGGUUACCUAAGAUUGUUCCAUCAUUCAAUUGAAAAAAAAAGAAAUAGAAAUGAUUGUGUCCAUGCUGCUAGGAAUGUAUUGGAGCAAAAGAAGGGUUUACGGUGGAAUUAAAGAGAAGAAAUAGAGACUGAGGUUAGAGUAAGAAUUCCUGGAGUGUUCCAAUCCAUCUGCCAAACAAUAGAUUUUUUAGAUGCCUGGAUAUGGCCUUUAGAUCUGUUACUAUAAAAUGCUGAAAUGAAGCACAAAUGAAAGCAUUAUAAUGUAUAUUUGUAAUGUAAAAUUUAUUUAUACUUACUAAUAAGGUUGCUAUUUAUUUCACAGCCUUCAAGCAGCAUUUUAUGUGAUCUUCUUGCUGUGUUUGUCAUAUUCUCUGCUGAGUGCUUCCACAACAGUAGACCCCACCCAAUAUGGGGGGGAAGCUGAUUCACUGCGUGGAUUUUGUGAGAUUUUCACCCUUAUUAUGGUGGUCUUUUACAUAUGUGAAGAAAUUAAUCAAAUGAGAUUGUAAGUAUGCAAUUCUAGUGAGUGUAAAAUCAGGUUAGAGUACCAUUUUUUGCCAAAGCUCAGGACAUUUUACCAUUAGCAAGUGUUCAUGUAGGUUGAUAUAGAUUAGGGAAGACUUGGUAGUAGUUUAGAGGUGGAAUUAAUUAUUACUUUGAGCGUUUGCCCUUUGUCAGAUUGAGUAGAGGUGAUGGAAUUGUUAGGUCAUGGUAAGGUCAUGGUAGGGUUAAAAACAUAAGAAUGAAUUAAUUUAAUGAAAAGUGUUCUUUGCAAACUUUUAAUCUGUCUGAUUUCCCUUAGAGAGGGGAAGUCGUACUUCACAGAAUGGAUGACCCUGUUUGACUGGUCAGGCCUGUUGCUGAUCCUGUGUAUAAUACCCUUACGGUAUACACAAAGUAAAGCUGAGUGGCUUGUGGCAUCUUUAGCUUUCUUGUUCAACUUCCUGAGGAUCUUUAAGUUUUCUUGCCUGACAAGGUAAACUGCAUCAUAAGCUACGUUUGAUAGGUUUGAGAGAAUGUCAGCAAAUUAGAACAAGAAAAUCAUAUCUGUGAAACUUACUCACACAGUUGGCUUAGGUUUGGAUUUUGGUUGAUUUAUAAUUAGUUGAUUUAUAAUUAGUGCAAUCCCACCAUCUUGGCACCUUCAUGAUGGAAAUUUGGAAGUUUUUAAAACGUCUUAACGAAAAAAAGGUAUAGAAUAGAAAGAUUAAAAAAGCGUCCUAUGAGUGGAGACAGACGGGAGUAAUAGAAUUAAAAGAAUAAAGAAGAUGGACAAUUUGAUUAAAACAGCCAAAUGCUUUCCAUGGAGCCGACGCAUGGCAACGUAUCGACCUCCCCUGAAAUUUUAUUAGAAGACUGUUGAAAACUGUUAUAUUCUUAUUUAGUAUAAUUCGAACAUCAUUAUGUAUCACAUAACUUGUGUCCUUAAUGUAAUAGAACCGUGUAUAUUUUUUUUCAGGACAACCGGAUUAUACACAAAAACCUUGGCUAAGAUCAUUUUGCACGAUGUGACAAGAUCCAUGGCGGUUUUUAUUGUUAUCUUUUUCUCCUUCUGUGGUGCUUUGUCUUUAUCGCUCUGUUACUCCGAUGAAAACCAACAGUUUAGGUAUGUCUUAAUCUUGCUUGCUUAAAUGCUACUGAAUAAAUGUGUUGAAUUAUUUGGUUGGCUGAUGUUUACUCUGCACUAUCUGCGAAUUUUAGUUGGAUGAAAUGUAUAUGAUAACACCUGAAGUGAUAUGAAAUUUCCGUUAAUGUGUUGCAGAUCAGUCUAUGUGUUACAGUCCAUGCUAAAUCCAUUUUUUUUUUACAUUAGUGACUUCGGAGAUGUGUUAUUGAGUGGCUUUCGCGCGCUCUCUGAACAAAGACCAAUUGCUUACGAUUAUUCAAAUUUCAAGUGAGUUGAUUUUUCUCUAAAAGGUCGAAUAUGUUUUUACUCCGUUUACUUUUCAGAUCUCUUUACCUUAAGAUGAGUUUAUUACCACUAAGAUAAUAGGUGAAACUAACCACGUAAGAGCAUUUGAUUUAUUCCUUGCAGCUGGCUCUCCAUUCUGUUAAUGAUGGCCUACAUGGGGAUCGUGAUAGUGAUUCUACUCAACAUUCUCAUUGCACAAAUGAGUACGACCUACACACAGGCCAAGAAAGUCGCCCGUCUGGAAUAUGAUGUGGAUCGUAUUCUACAACUCACACGCAUGGAGAGAUUUCCUUUUCUGGUAAAUGAACAUUCUUCGCUAAUGGAAUUGUAGCAUUUUAUCAUUAAGCGUACACCGGUGUUCGUGAUUGACGCUAAGUUGCAGCGUGCAUUAGCGCCAUACGUGACUGUGAGCGUGAGGAGAAGAACGUACCGUUAGGGUAGGAGGGGACUUAGGUAUAGUUGUAUUCUUCUGCAAUUGAGGGGUGGCCUCAUAGACUUAAUUACUUUUACAUCUUUUCUUUGUGCAGAAUCUGCGUGUGAAGUAUUACAAAGAGGGAGACUGGAUCAGUGAAAUGAAACUCGCCCAAGGUCUGCGUGAAGUAUUUAACCGGGACUACUUUCACAAGAAUUUUUAUGCGUAGUAAUCUGGAAAAAGAUUUUUUUUAGUCUUGUAUCCUAUUUGUACUUCUCUGAACGAAGGGAGCUGAAGAAGACCUUCGACUCAGUUGAUACUCAGUUAUAAUAGAAAAGGAAUAAUCUUUCUCGUGCCUUAACAGCUGUAAGGUUCUUUAUCUUCCUAAAUGUGAUCUUGGUUUGUUUGUAGAUCUUCUUGAAUUCAGUGAAGAUCGCAGCCCUUGGGAGUCGGUGGAAGAGAAACUUACUGCGAUUCGGUAACAAUUAAUUGCUUUAUCUUAUUUCCUAUCUUUCCUGUUAUCGGCCUAAUUUUUGAACUCGUUCUCUCAUUACUGGACUUUCGAAAAGACCGACUUCCUUGUACUCAUCCUUCUUUGUUUCAGCAGUCAUGUUUCACACCUUCUGUUUUAUUUUCUUGUACAGGGAUAUGAUGAGGAAGAUGGUGAAACAGAUGAGGCCUGGAAUCGGAUGA